UGAUCCCAGUCACCCCGGUCUUCCCGGGAACUUCAAAAUCUUUCCAAAAAGAAAAAAAAGGAAAAAAGAAUUCGAACGCCGCCGCAUCGAUCCGGAGUGGUGUAGCACUGUGGUGUACCGCUCGCUCCAUCGGAUGGAGGCGGAGGCGGAGGCGGGCAGGCCGCGGCCGGCCAUGUCGGCGGAGGACGAGAGGCUCCUCAUGGAGGCGAAGUGGCUGCCGUGGGACGAGCGGCUCCGGCACAAGAGCUGGAAGGUGCGGCGCGACGCCAACGUCGACCUCGCCGCCCUCUGCGACUCCAUCGCCGACCCCAAGGACGCCCGCCUCCGCGAGUUCGGGCCGUUGUUUCAGAAUUCCGUGGCGGAUUGCAACGUGUCGGUGCGGGAGAAGGCGCUGGAUGCCGUGCUCGCUUUCCAGCGGGCGUCCGAUGCUGCUGAUGCGUCCAGGUAUGCGAAGGGGAUCUGUGAUGCGAUUGUCGCAAAGUGCCUCACCGGCCGUCCUAGGAUCGUCGAGAAGGCUCAGGCUGCGCUCCUCCUCUGGGUGGGGUUGGACGCGGCGGAGGUUUUCGUUGAAUCAAUGGAGAAGGCUGUAAAGAACAAAAUGGCUAAAGCAGUUGUGCCUGCUAUCGAUGUAAUGUUUCAAGCACUUAGUAAAUUCGGACCUAAGGUAGUACCACCAAAAAAAGUAUUGAAGAUGCUUCCCCAGCUGCUUGAUCAUCCAGAUCGGAAUGUUCGGGCUUCUUCCAAGGGUUUGACAGUUGAGCUUUGUUGGUGGAUUGGCAAAGAGCCUGUAAAGGCAAUUUUAUUUGAGAAGAUUAGGGAUAUGAUGAUAAAAGAGUUGGAAGCAGAGCUAGCAAAUAACUCAGCAAUUGCUAAGCCAGCUCACAAGAUAAGGUUCAUACGGUGUUAUGAUUGUACAUGGACGUUGAUCGAUGAGUAUGAUCUUGUUGAUCCUGUACAUACCUUAACACCACCUGAGGAGUCUGGAUUCUGUGAUGGUGUGAAAGCAACUAAGUGGUCCGAAAGGAGGGAUGCUACGGAGCUAACCAAGCUUUCUUCAACAAAAAGAAUUGCUACUGGUGAUUUUGAAGACAUCUGUCCAACACCCAAGAAGGUUAAUCCUGGCUCGAAGUCUCUGUGCAUUAUGUACAUUCGAAUUUGCAGCCCUGUUGAGUUCAUCCAAGUUUUCUUAAGUGUUAGUAAAAAUCAACGUUGUUUCUGAAUCAUGAUUCGCUUGUAUCUCUCUUUUUUAUACCGAUGCCAAUGUGGUUGCUUCAGAAGAAGCUACUCAAACAAUAGGGAAUGUAGCUAGCGGAUUAAGAACUCAAACAAUAGGGAAUGCUUCCUGUUUUACUUGUAAGCAUUAUAUAAAUUUCAGUAACCAUAAAUUACCAUUGAAUUAUUUGAUUGCCUCACUGAUAACCAACUUAUUCAUCUUUGUUUCUGAAUUUUAGUUAUAAGGUAACAUGAAAUUGUAUCAAUUUAAAAGUACAAUUUAACCAUUUAAAUUAUAUAACUGGACCUCUAGCCAAACACGUUCGUUCCUUUGUGCUUAUUAUUGGGGAAGGGAGGAGCAACUUGCUCGUUUACCAUUAACACACUUUCUAAAUUGUUAAGUGUUCUUUUAAAAAAUAUAUAUACAAGUUUAUGAAAAACUCCAAAAAAAAAUCUAUUUUCAAGUUUGAAAUAGCUAAUACUUAAUUAAGCAUGAACUAAUAACCUUCCUCGUUUUGUGUACGGCUUAUAGUCACUUCAAAUUCUGUUUCGAAUAGAAGCCUAAGUUGUUUCUUACCCUUCUUAUUGCUUAGAAGAAUUUUAUGAUGUACCAUCUCCACUUUUAAGUAUAUGAUAUUGUUGACUGUUGGAUAUGGUAUUUGGCCAUUUGAUCUAAUUUAAAAUCUUAGCAAAAAUAUUAAAAAUAAUCAUCCUUAAUGAACCUGUUAAAACAAGUCAACAAAAUUAAAAUGCCUAUAUAGUUUUUAUUAGACAAAUGGUUAAACGGCAUGACGAAAAGUCAACAGAAUCAUAUUUACAAAUGGAGAUAAUACUAACUCUAAAGGGAAAAGUCAUUUUUUAUUGAAAGGGUAAGACCAAUUUUAUCCCAUGAACGAGUGUUUGUCUUAGAUACACCCCAAACUACAAAACCAAGUAUAAUACCCCCUCCCCCUAGAAAAAAAAUAAAUAUUGGACACUUCACCCAUCUCGAGCUGCUUUACAUUGAGUGUGGUACACAUGAACGCAACGUAGGAUAUCACAUGUACUAGUGGUCCACGUCAGCCCUUGUACCAUGUAAGAUGACUUAAACUAAUACCAUGUGGGCCAUGUCAGCUCCAGUGAGUUCGUCAAAUAGUAGUGUAAUGGAUUUGUUGUUUAUAUGAAAAUAAUAUUGUGUGAU
Messenger RNA from Oryza sativa Japonica Group (Japanese rice), 2392 nucleotides. NCBI's taxonomy places the organism in Eukaryota, Viridiplantae, Streptophyta, Magnoliopsida, Poales, Poaceae. The record is from RefSeq and is a predicted model, not a curated record.